This is a messenger RNA of Sus scrofa (pig), 3041 nucleotides long. RefSeq names its product adipocyte plasma membrane associated protein (gene APMAP). The record is from RefSeq and is a predicted model, not a curated record. NCBI's taxonomy places the organism in Eukaryota, Metazoa, Chordata, Mammalia, Artiodactyla, Suidae. Gene Ontology annotation, cellular component: endomembrane system. Gene Ontology annotation, molecular function: arylesterase activity.
GCGUCACUUCCGUGCGCCGGGUAGGAGGCGGGCGGCGCGGCCCUCGGGUAGCAGUCCCACUGGUACCAUGAGCGAGGCGGAUGGGCUGCGGCAGCGCCGGCCCCUGCGGCCGCAGGUGGUCACGGAUGACGGCCGGGCCCCAGAGGCCAAGGACGGCAGCUCCUUUAGCGGCAGAGUGUUCCGUGCCACGUUCCUGAUGCUGGCCGUGUCCCUCGUCCUCCCCCUGCUCGGAGCCAUGCUGCUGCUGGACUCCCCCAUAGACCCGCAGCCACUCAGCCUCAAAGAACCCCCUCUCUUGCUUGGUGUCCUGCAACCAAAUACGAAGUUACGAGAGGCGGAAAGGCUGUUUGAAAAUCAGCUCAUUGGGCCAGAGUCCAUAGCAAAUAUCGGGGAUGUGCUGUUUACUGGCACAGCAGAUGGCCGGGUCGUCAAACUUGAAAAUGGUGAAGUAGAGACCAUCGCCCGGUUUGGCUCCGGCCCGUGCAAAACCCGAGAGGACGAGCCUGCUUGUGGGAGACCCCUGGGCAUCCGGGCGGGGCCCAACGGCACCCUUCUCGUGGCUGAUGCAUACAAAGGGCUGUUUGAAGUAAAUCCCUGGAAACGUGAAGUAAAACUGCUGCUGUCCUCGGAGACACCCAUCGAGGGGAGGAAGUUGUCCUUCGUGAACGAUCUGACAGUCACUCGGGAUGGGAGGAAGAUUUAUUUUACAGAUUCUAGCAGCAAAUGGCAGAGACGAGAUUACCUGCUUCUGGUCAUGGAGGGGACAGAUGACGGGCGCCUGCUGGAGUAUGACACCGAAACCAAGGAGGUGAAGGUUUUGCUGGACCACUUGCAGUUCCCCAACGGGGUGCAGCUCUCUCCUGCGGAGGACUUUGUCCUGGUGGCAGAGACGACCAUGGCGAGGAUCCGGAGGUUCUACGUGUCUGGCCUGAUGAAGGGAGGGGCCGACCUGUUCGUGGAGAAUUUGCCUGGAUUCCCUGACAACAUCCGAGCCAGCAGUUCCGGGGGGUACUGGGUGGGCAUGUCCACCAUCCGCCCCAACCCUGGGUUUUCCAUGUUGGACUUCCUGUCCCAGAGACCUUAUCUUAAAAGGAUGAUUUUUAAGCUGUUGAGCCAGGAGACAGUGGUGAAGUUUGUGCGUCGGCACAGCCUCGUCCUGGAGCUCAGUGACAGUGGGGCUUUCCGCAGGAGCCUGCAUGACCCCGAUGGUCAGGUGGCUGCCUACGUGAGCGAGGCGCAUGAGCACGACGGGCAUCUGUACCUGGGCUCCUUCAGGGCCCCCUUCCUCUGCAGACUCCGCCUCCAGGAUGCGUAAGACCCUGGGUGCCACGGGGGCCAGGAGGUGCGUGGACACACCCUCCUGCCUAUGACCCCACUGGUCACCCUCGCCUGGGUUUGGCCAAGUGUCUCCCAUGGGGAAGAUGCGACCAUGUCGAGCCAUGUGCUUUCAGACACCUCCCUAGUACUGUGGUUUUCUUGGACCCGGGACUUGGUGUGCUUAGCCGGCCCCAGGUUUGGGGUGGGGGGAGAGCAGUGGGGGUUGGCCGGAGGCUGGAUUUUGCUGCUGGUCUGUCCUGUCAGCUUCUGCAUCUUGCUGUUAAAGGGGUGGUAUCAUCUCUGGGUGGCGGGGGCCCAGGAGGAUUGGGGGCGCUCAGCACAAGCGUAUGUGAGGCUGCAGGUGGGGUAUGGGGGUGCAAAUGGCACUGCUAUGUUCCCUAGAGUCCCGAGUCCUGGCCUGGGCCCUGGGUAUCCCUCUUGGGCUCCACUUCCUGCCUGCCCGGCACCCUCCCUGCCCAAGUCCCCGCCAGCCUUUGAAGACCAGGCCGAGGCUUGUGUGGGGGAUGAGCAUGUGAUUCCAGCAGCUCAGGACUCACCGGUCUCUCUGUGCAUGGCCUGCUGCAUGGGUCCGAGGACAGGAUUAAAGGCAGGCACAGGGCAGGGGUGUGGGGAUUCCUGUUUACAAACCUGGCUCCUCACCCCCAAGCCAGGCGUGAACAGUGCAGUGUCGGUGUCCUGUCCGCUCCUGUGUCACACGCCUGAUGCUGCUCUGCAUCCUCAUGCUGUCCGCAUGUGUCCCGGGUGUUGGGUGACCCAUGUGACUGUGAUAAUUAAAUGGAUUUCCCUGGGGAUUCGUCUCUUUGAUAGUGUUGUUGGGCUUCUCUGCUUUAAUCUACUUUAACUGUGAGAUCUGGCUCCUCUGUGUGUCGUGAGGGCUGUUCUGCUGGGAUUGUGUUUAGAUUUGCUCGGCAGCCCCCCCCCCCCAGCCUGCCACCCUCACUGGUUCAGUUGCACGACACUGCUCUCCUGUUUUCCAGCCUGCAAAGUAGGGCUGACAUCUGCUGCUCCUUUCCUGGGUACUUAAUGAGAACACAGCAGGGCUUGUAACUCUGGAGUUGUCUCUGUAAUCUGAAAAGAUAGUAUUUUAUAUAGGGGUGACAUUAAAUGUCAGGGAGAGCUGCCAGUCCUGGUGAGACCUGAACCAUCUGUGUCUUGUGCUCACAGCUCCACCCCCACCACCACCCCCGUUUUAGGGGAAGAGAGUUGGGAUCUGAUGGGGCUUGUCCUGAGUUGCCAGCUUUACUCACAGCAGUGUAGGGCAGUCAGACUGGCUUCGUUGUUGUGACGUGACCUGUCCACUUAGUGUUGUUUACGUGAUGUCUUAGGAAAUGCUGCCUAGUGGUGAACUCCGUGCCUCGAGUGUAGGAGCAGCAAGGUGGAGCCUGACCCUCUGCCAUAAACAUGUGGCCUAGGCGCCGACCCUGAACACCUCCUCUUGGUUGGGACCCCAGGGCUGGUUCUCAGUGCAGAGAAGCUGGCAGCUUUUCACAGUUUCCAGCAAAGGAGUCUUUUUGACUCAGAUGUUGGUUUUCUGUCUCAGUGUCAUUUCCUGUGUUUUAUCUAGUAAUUUGUCACGGCGAGGUGCAAAAUACAGCCUCAUCAGGCUUAAGUACAUGAUAUGCUUUUGUUGUAAAUGCAAAGUGUGUUUGUUCUCAUGUGAAUUACUGUAUUUGCUCUUAAAAUUAAAUCAGGUGACUCCCUCA